AUGUGUAAAUUUCUUAGAAAGGCCGAUGAAGUGGGGCGAGUUUGGAAGGUUUGUGAGUCUAAUCCCAACCCCGAUGAGUGCAUGGCUGCCAUUGAAGCUUGGGGGAAACUAAACAAAAUUGAAGAAGCCGAGGCGGUCUUCGAACGGAUGUUGAAAACGUGGAAAAAGCUAUCUUCAAAGCAUUAUUCAACGCUCUUGAAAGUUUAUGCAAACCAUAAGAUGUUGGCAAAGGGAAAGGAUCUUGUGAAGCGAAUGGCAGAUAGUGGGUGCCGGGUUGGCCCAUUGACGUGGGAUGCGCUUGUGAAGCUCUACGUGGAGGCUGGGGAGGUUGAAAAGGCCGACUCAAUUCUACAGAAAGCUGCACAGCAGAACCAGAUGAAGCCGCUGUUCAGUUCUUACAUGGCGAUUAUGGACCAGUAUGCGAACAGAGGCGAUGUGCACAAUGCUGAGAAGAUGUUUCAUCGGAUGAGACAGUCUGGGUACGUGGGUCGGCUUAGGCAGUUCCAAACUUUGAUCCAGGCUUAUAUUAAUGCCAAGUCGCCAGCCUACGGGAUGAGAGAGAGGAUGAAGGCAGACAAUAUUUUCCCAAAUAAAGCAGCCGCUGAGCAGUUGGUUCAGGUUGAUGCAUUUAGGAAGUCGGUGAUGUCGGAUUUGCUCGACUGAGCGGUGAGGGUUUUAAGAAGUUCCAAGUGAAUCAAAGUUAUGUUGUUUGGGUACUUAUUUUUUACUCUUGUUUAUACCAAACUAGUAGGGAUUUACUUGUAGGCGGAAACAUUUUUGGAUCAUGCUUUUUGCUGUAUCUGCUGCUAUUGAAGCUUUUUAAUAUGUCAGUUCAUAUGUCCAAAUCCACCAGAUUGAUUUUGCUGAGUUUUUAUAACAAAUUUGCUACCA
This is a messenger RNA of Camellia sinensis, 891 nucleotides long. Lineage: Eukaryota; Viridiplantae; Streptophyta; Magnoliopsida; Ericales; Theaceae. The record is from RefSeq and is a predicted model, not a curated record.